AUGGGAAACAACAAAUCCGUGCAUGGACAUAAACUUACUCAGGUCCAGGAGGAGGAAUAUUUUGGGCACUAUGGAAGCCAUGUCAUCCACGCCAAAAGAUCUGGGAGAACUAAUUUGACCAGAUCUACGUCUAAAAAUUCGCUAAAUUCGCUUGUGUAUAGAAGUGCCCAUCCAUCCACAUCCAAAUACAAUUCCCCUGCCAGUAAUGGCGCGAAACCCGUAAUUAGUUCUCCGUCUGAUUUGGAAAUUGACAGUUUUAUGGAAUAUGAGGAUCAGUUUGAAUAUCUAAAUGAUUACAUCAAUACACAUCCUGACAUACUGACCCUUGGCAAACAAGAUUCGAUGGAUAAUUGUACAUUAGUCAUUAAUCAGUCAAAAGGCUCCAAUAAUGAAAGUGAUAAAUUUUUUAAAGAUAAAACGGACAUUUCUACCAAUUCCUCAAUUUCAAGUCUGGGUUAUGGGCAGCCUUCAGCCAAAAAAUGUUUAAUAGAGGAUUCAUAUGAUGGAGUAACUAAAAAUGAUGGAUGCCGAUUAAUUUAUAGCACAAUCCACAUCCCAGAUGGAUCAACUCAUCAAGGCCAUUGGUUAAAUGGUUUACAGCAUGGCUUGGGCUCUGAAAAGUGGGCUGACGGUGCUACCUACCAUGGGGAAUAUUUGCAUGGUAAGAAACACGGCUUCGGACAAUUCUACUGGCCCAAUGGCAACUCUUAUGUUGGCAGAUUUGUCGAUGGUCAGAUAAAUGGUAUAGGCACUUUCAUUUGGAAUCAGGGGAAGAGGUAUACAGGAGAAUGGAAAGACAACCAAAUGCAUGGACAUGGCGAAUAUGUUUGGCCAGAUGGGAGAAUUUAUCGCGGUGAAUUUAUAAACGGCAAGAGGCAUGGAGUUGGACUUUUUGAAUGGGGGGACGGACGAAAAUAUCAGGGAGGGUUUAAAAACGGAACUCAACAUGGCAUGGGGAUAUACUUUAAUACCAAAGGCAUUGUACAACAUGGGAUUUGGAACAAUGGUAAAAACACAAAAUGGCUCGACCCACACAACACUACCACUAUAGAUAAAUCUGAUAUUAGAACUAAGGGUGAUAAUGAUAAAAUUAAUUUACCAAUUAACAUUCACAACCCCCCAGAUUCUAUUAAAGGGAAGGAUCCAUGCCUUAAUGAUGGAAAGCAUGAAGCAGAUGAAGAUUAUGAAAGAGUCUUUAAAUGA
This is a messenger RNA of Babesia microti strain RI, 1203 nucleotides long. Its product is annotated as MORN repeat. The transcript has 3 exons. Bases 1 to 1203 code for a protein of 400 amino acids. Lineage: Eukaryota; Apicomplexa; Aconoidasida; Piroplasmida; Babesiidae. The record is from RefSeq and is a predicted model, not a curated record.